AUGAAUGGUAGGGCAGAGGCUUCGCAAUAUGAGAGCCUGAAUUUGUAUGUGAUAGAAUUGCCGUGUAAUGUUGUGGUGACUACCCCUACGAGUAAGCCGGUUGUGAUGUCAUGGGUGUGUUUGGGUUGUGCAAUGAUGAUACACGGUAGGGAGUUUGAGGUGGACUUAAUUUAUUUACCUCUUUCUCAACUGGAUGUAAUCUUGGAAAUGGAUUGUCUUGCUGCCAACCAUGUGCUGCUGGACUGUAGGGAGAAGACUUUGAUCUUCAGUGAGACAAUGACAGAGGUUCUAAGGCUUAUGAGCCAGGGAGCGUGGAAAAACAUGGUGAAUGCCAAGGCCUUUAUGAUAAUGUUUUCAAUGGAGGCUGAAAGCGUUGUGGAGUCAAAGUAUAUUCCGGUGGUAAGGGAUUUCUUGGAGGUUUUUCCCAAGGAUAUUUAUGGGCUACCGCCUGAGAGGGAGAUAGAGUUUGCUAUCGACCUCAUUCCGGGAGCAAGCCCAAUUUCUGUGGUGCCUUAUAGGAUGUCACUGGUGGAAUUGCCAGAGGUUAAGAAGCAAGUAGAAGACCUAUUGCAGAAACGGUUUGUGAGACCGAGUGUGUUACCGUGA
Molecule: messenger RNA, 606 nt
Organism: Abrus precatorius (Indian licorice)
Lineage: Eukaryota; Viridiplantae; Streptophyta; Magnoliopsida; Fabales; Fabaceae
Exons: 2
Coding region: 1-606 (201 amino acids)
Source: RefSeq, a predicted model, not a curated record